This is a messenger RNA of Salpingoeca rosetta, 2629 nucleotides long. RefSeq lists its product as uncharacterized. The coding region runs from base 60 to 2336 and encodes 758 amino acids. The transcript is spliced from 9 exons. The record is from RefSeq and is a predicted model, not a curated record. Gene Ontology annotation, molecular function: RNA binding. NCBI's taxonomy places the organism in Eukaryota, Choanoflagellata, Craspedida, Salpingoecidae.
CAGAGACCAAGGACCCGUCCGUGCGUGUGCUGUUUCCACACGGUUGUGACGUCGCCGCAAUGCGCAGUCGAAUCGAGGGUGCCUGGUUCAACGACAGGCACAUCACCACCACGCCUGCCCGCACAGACGGCCUCCUCUUCCUCGGCAACCUCUCAAAGCGCAUGACACCUGCACGCCUGAUUGAGCUUGGUAGCCCGUCUGGUCAGAUCUGCCGCGCCUUUGUCAUGGUCGACGAGGCAACUCUCGAGGGCCAGGGCUAUGGCUUCUUGGAGUUUGUCAACAAGGCAACAGCUGUUAAAGCACGUGCCGACUUGGCGUCCCGAGUUGUUGAUGACCGGCCCAUUCGCGUUGAUCUCAUGAAGCCCGUGGACAACGAUAUCUCUCAUUUCCGCUCCCGCACGCUUUUCAUCGACCGCCUUCCCAAGACACUAACCAAUGUCAACAAGCUCAGAGCAAUGUUCGAGUCUGCUGGCAAGGUUGACUUUUGCCAGUUGGUCAUGUCCAAUGGUGUCUGUCGAGGGUUUGCAUUCGUGGACAUGGCAUCGUACCACGACGCGUUGAGCGCACGCCGGCUGUUUAAUGGAGCCGUGGUCGAGGGUGCAACCAUUCGUGUGAGCUUUGGACACCCUCAAAAGACGGGUGCAAGCAUCAUGCAUGGAAAGGAGGAGGUGGCCAAGGCCAAAGCAAGAGCUGAGCGUCAACUGCACCCGAGCAAGCAGAGGCUUGCAUAUCCACCCGUGGCACGCCGUAGCGCACCGACCCACCAGUUUCCCCGAGGAGCAGCCUUGCCUCCUCCACCAACCGCAAGCAACCGGCCGGUGGCUCAGCUGCAGGUGUCAGGAAACGGACUGCCACAUGGCAUGGGCAACAUGCCGCAUCACCCCAUGCACAUGCUGCCUCACCAACACCAACAGCACCAGCACUCUCAGCACUCGCAGCCGGCAUACUACCACCCGCAUCAACAACGCCAGCAGCAGAACCACGUACCCCAUCCUCACGGCCUCCCUGGCUCAGCAGGUUGUUCAACCAACAUGAUGUCCACACAGCAGCCGCAGUCUCAGAUGCUGUACCACCCUUCAUCAGUCCCCGUCUCUCGCGAGUCCCACCCCUCUUUCCCUGCACAGCAGCAGGUAUUCAAGGCCAGCCACUGCGAGGCCACGGCCUCGUUUGCAUCCACCAUGCCCGUGCCAUCGCACCGCGUUCACCAGCAGCCGGCCGAUACUGUUCCCGAGUUCUAUCCGAGCAGUAUGCCCCAGUACCACCACCAGCGGCAGCAGCAGCAACAGCACCGCACCCAGCAUGGACAUCGGUUGGCGUCUGCAGCAUCUGUGUCGCCGUCGACGCUGUCGGUGUCCUCGUCCUCGCCCGAGUCACUGCCGUCGCCCGUAUUGCCUGGCGCUGCCUUCCCUUCCUAUUUGCCAUCAGCGUCUGAGUUCGCGUGGCCAUCCAUGCCGUCGGCAACACACUUUGCCCCUAUCGCUCACGCGGUGUCCUCGGCGGAGCCAACUUCUUCGUCGUCAGCAUCGUCGUCGUCUUCAGCUUCAUCAUCGUCGUCUCCCAUGACGUUGGUGAGCGACGGUGCGUUGUCGAUGGCGGCAGGCCAGGCGUGCAGUGGCCAGCAGGGCGUGUCAACACCAGCGCAGACUUCGGGUUCAUCGGAACACGCGAUGGUGGGCGCCCCGCUUGGAUCCUUCCAGCCUGUCUCGACCGGGUCUGUGUCGACCUUGCCACCUGUCUCUCAGGCGCUGGGCGUGUUUCCAGCACACUUGCCUGCAAGCAACGCCGCGCAACCGAACCUGGAGAGCUGGCGACAGGCACCUGCGUAUUGCCCGACGGUGUCUGUUGCCGAUGCGUCGGUGACAACCCCCGUUUCUCAGCGGGUGCGGGCCUGUGCACGUGCGCGGACACCUCAGCAACGCCACAAUCAACGAACAGAUGAGUUCUUUCCCGUGCUUGACAUGAACUUGCUCACACCAGGCAAGAUGGCUCAGCUGUUUCAGACCACUUCAUCCAACCAAGGUGCCGCGUGCUCGCCGAGCGUGGGCAUUAGGUGCCGCACCCGCGAAAGCUUGGGCGGCGUCGUUGUGUCGCCAGCGCACCGCUUUGAAGAGGCACCGUCGUGCCCCCUUGAGGCACAACACUUUUCAAUCAGCCCCAUCGGUCCGCCCAAGCUGUCAUCUCGUCUGCCUUUGUCGAUCGCUGAGGAGGAGGAAGAGGAAUACGUGACUUCUGACUCGGCCGCUGUCAUGGCGUACCAUGACGAUGAAGCCGAACCUUUUGGUGACACCACCUUUGAGCUUGCUCGGGAAUUUGUAGAUAGGCUUGUCAUGUGCUGAGUCGAUAGCACCCUUGCCCAGCCCCGUCUUCUGAACACUUUAUCGCCCUGACUGUUGGUUCUCUCCUCUGGAUGUGUUUGCUGUUGUUGUGUGAUGGUUGCUGUCAGUUUGAACCUUUGAAUGCAGCGGGAGUUCACAGUGUCCUGUCGUUGCCACCGCCACGGUGCUUGUUUUGCUUGUCGUAUGACAUGAUGUCAAAUCAGCAUCCUCUCUUUCUUUGCUUUGUGCCAGAAAGCCGCCUUGCUGCCUUGCUGCCUUGCUGCCUUGCUCAACAUUACAUUCCGCACGGCAUG